Messenger RNA from Heterostelium album PN500, 4029 nucleotides. RefSeq lists its product as uncharacterized. Lineage: Eukaryota; Evosea; Eumycetozoa; Acytosteliales; Acytosteliaceae. The coding region runs from base 1 to 4029 and encodes 1342 amino acids. Gene Ontology annotation, biological process: chromatin remodeling. Gene Ontology annotation, cellular component: cytoplasm. The record is from RefSeq and is a predicted model, not a curated record. The transcript has 3 exons.
AUGGAGUUAUCAAGUAAUGAUCGUACAUUGUUUAGUCUUGUUUUCUCAAAAUUUAAACCAUUGUGUGAUUCUCUUGUAACUCUAUUAACAAGACAAUCUAUAAAUACAACCAAUAAUAAUAAUAAUAAUAAUAAUGAACAAACAACAAUUACAACAGAGAUAACUAAUCUUCUUCAAUCACUCUAUGAGAAGAUAGAUCAAACAGAACCAAAACCACUUUCACUACUAUUAGAUUAUUUGUAUAUACCAAUUGUAUUGUUAUUAUCACCAAACAAAGUAAAUAAUCAAACGAUAAGAAUCAUCAUCUCAAGAGAUAACAUACAAUGUCAAUCUUUGCAACUGCUCAAUUUAAUUACAACAAAACUAUCGAAUUACAACUUGGAUAAUCAACAACAACAACCUUUAUAUUUACCACAAACAAGACAAUUCGUAGAGAUAAUUCAAUUAUUAUGUAAUAUAAUAUUUAAUUCAAUAGUUAGAAAGAAUAAUAAUCUUGAAAAUGAACAGCAACAACAACAACAAAAAUCAGAAAUACAAUAUAAUUUAUCGGAAGAAUAUUUAAUUGAAUUGCUGGAUUGUAUUAGAUCUGUUUAUCAAUGGUGGACACCUGUUUGUAAAUCGAUGGAGACUGCCAUCGAUAGUAAAGGUGAAAUCUUUAUUACUUUGGCAUUCUCUAUAUCUACGCUACUGGAUCUAUUAGUUGCCAAGUCGAUCUCUAGAAACAGCAAAUUGACAGUCACUCACACACUGGAAGUCAUCUUGAAUCCACUGCUCACCAACAACAAACAACAACCGAUCGUUGAAAGCAUCCUACCCGCCACCUCCACAACUCUAUUCAAGCUUAUCAUCUCUGACUACAAACUUGGAACCAACAUAAAAAUACAAUCACUAAAGUUAUUUACAAAUUUAAUUGUAUCUGCUUUUACUACCAAUAACAACAACAAUAGUAAUAGUAAUUUUGAUAUUAAUGAUAUGUUAACAGAUGAUUAUAAGAUAACAACAACAACAACAACAACAAAAACACCACCAGCAGCAACAACAACAAGAAUGUCAAUGGAAUUAUCACAAUCGGAAAAGAAUAUAUUUAAAUUUAUAAGUGUAAUAUUUCCACAUUCAAAUAGCUAUUCAAAGCUGAGGAAUGUGGAUAUUGAUAGUCAGAGACAAGAGUUGGAACAGCAGUUUAUGCAUAGUAAUAAGCAGAAACAACAACGAUUCAACUAUGGUGGUUUCAUGUCUACUCCGCUAAAGUGGAGUAUGAAGGUUGCACUGGUCGAAUGUGCAGAACGUUUGAUUAUGGUGCCAUCACUACACUCCACUCUACCGAUUCUCUUGGAGACAUUGGUAUGGUACUCGCUAGAUGACUAUGAAGAAGUAUCGACCAUUGCUAGAAACAGAUUGUCCAUUCUAAAACAACAGAAUGGAAUGGAUAUACAAUCUUUGCUAUUAGAGAAUUUCAAUCAUCUAGUUCAAGCAAUGCCAAGAUUGAUAUGUGGAACCGAGGAGCAUAAGAUUCUAGAGGAGGAGAAGAAGGAAGCGAUUGCCAAGUUGGUGUUAUCCUAUAUUAAAACGAUCGAUACCAAUAGUUUAGAUAGCUUUUUAAAUGUUAGAAUGGAGUUGAUAUCAACUGUUUUAUUGCAGUUGUUGGAGAUGAAGUUACCUUCGAGUGGUGAGAAAGAUGAAGAUGAUAGCAAUAGCUUGAUAAGUAAAGCAUCAAAGUCAUUAGAAGAAACAUUGAAAGUAGUUAGCGACAAUCCAUUUAAUAGAAAUAGUAAUAAUAGUAGUAGUAAUAAACGUUUAAUGGAAGUUAGUAAUAAGCUAGUACGUCCAUAUAUUCAUAUACAAACAGAACAGUUGGAACAUUGGAUAUUUGAGAUAAUAAGAGAGGUUGCCAAGUCGAUUGCACUCACCAAUUGGAUCGAUGUAUUACUCUCGAACUCAACUCUAUCUAGAUCACCAUUGAGAAAGGAGAUCAUACUCGUAAUGAAUCAAUUAAUGAUUGGUUCAACACAACAACAACAACAACAACAACAACAAUUACCAAUUGAUUUCUCAACAAUCAUGUAUUUAUUAGAUGAAUAUUUGGAGCCAGAAUUAAUGAAUCUACCAAUAUCCAAUCCAUCAGAUGAUUAUAAUACAAUUAAUAUCAAUAACAAUAAUAACAGUAAUAAUAAUAAUAAUAAGUAUUUUGAACAAUAUUUAGAUAAUACAAUAUUACAAUCUUUGAUAAUCGAAGGUAUAGGAUCAAUGGCACCACUUUUAAAGAAUAAGAAACAUCAAACAUUGUUUAUUAGUAAAGUACUAUAUCAUUUGAUGGAGAAGUUUGGUGUUGCUUCUCACGACACAACUGGAAUUCUUAUGAGAUCUUGCCGAUUGGCAUUGAAUAACAUUACAUCUCUGUUCAACUAUGAUUCACUAGAAGAUAUCGUAUAUAAGAAUUCUGAUUAUUUAUUAGAUAAAAUAGAGAGUAAUAUGAAAUAUCUACAUUCAUAUCCUAAUACACCUAAUGUAUUCGAAGGUAUUUUAAAUAUCACUGGUAUGGGAUUUCUUCCGUUCCUCAAGGAUACGGUGGAGAUUAUUCUAUUCUCAUUGGAUGUAUCGACAGAGAAUAGCGAGAGUAUAAUCAUUUUCAUAAAGAUAUUGUAUAAUAUCAUUAGAGUAUUAUAUAACAAUUCGAAAUUGGAGAUUGAAUAUAAUCAAAAUCAACAACAACUUUUAGAACAACAAAGACAACAACAAAGAGAUGGAGAAGAAGAGAAGAUGAUGGAUUUAGAUGAUAAUAUGAAAGAAUCUAAUUCAUCAUCAAUCAGUGAUAUAAAGUCAUUCUUUAUGAAUCAUCAUCAACAGAAACAAUUGAAUGAACAAGAGCAUAACUAUUGGGGUGGUGCUACAACACUAAAGGAGAAAGAAGCUAUUAUUGCCAAGCUACAGAAACAGCGGAACAGUAGGAAAGCUGCUGUUGGAAAAGAUGAAUUCAAAACAACUACAGAGACUCAGAGACAGCUACUGAGUGACAUCAUCCACAAAUGUAAGCAUUUUUUGGGUUCCAGAAGCAGAGCUAUCAAGAUGGCAACACUUGACAUUAUGGAUAUGGGACUACUGAUUGUUUCCACCGGUAAUAGAAACUAUGGUGGUGAUGAAGAUGAGCAGGAAGAAGAAGUGGAAACAGAUGGAGAUGAUAUGUCGCUAUCAGGUGAUGAUUUAAAGAAAACACCACGUGUCAAUCCUGUCACUGCCAAUGAUAAGAAACCAAAGGUGGCGUUGUUCCCGCUGAUUCACAGUAUUUGGCCGUCUAUCAUCAAGCGUAUCGAACAAACGGAUGAUCGCGCCACAAGCAAACGUGCAUUGGAACUCAUACAGAGCAUCACCAAACUCUCAAAGGAUUUCAUCGCACAGAGAUUCUGGACAGAUCUAUUCCCUAUUCUCAAAAAGAUAAUUCAACGUGAACUAAAACAACAACAGAGAGAGUCAACAACGACAACAUCAACAACAACAGCAAUAUCAUUGUUGGACGGUGGUAGUGAACAACAAAGAGAGUCAUCAAAGAUAUCAUUUAAUAUUGUAUCUGAUAAUCAACAACAGCAACAGAAUCAACAACUAUCGGGUAGUUCAACAACAGCAAAGUCAACAAAGCAACAACAACCUUUGAUUACACCAAUUACAGAGACUAAAGAUUUGAUGGCAGCUAAAUCUAUGAAGUUUACACCUUCGUUCAAGAUUCAGAGUAUUAUUCUCGAUUCACUUUUGGUCAUCAUCCAAACACUGAAAUUGAAUCAACAACAGUUGAUUGAGGUGGCCAGACUGACUCUUCCAUACUUGUCAUCCACACAACCUGAAUCUUUCCAAUCAACCACAGUCGACAUUUGGAAGAUACUUUUGGAAAAAGAUUAUGAUUCACUAUGGUUAUUACUCUUCAAUUUCUCUGGUCAAUUCCAAAACUAUCAAUCUCCUCCUCACCCAUCAUUGAAACCACUUCCAAGAUUCCACACAUUUAAUGAAUAUAAAGUUAACUCAUUAAAGUUGUUAAAAUAA